Molecule: messenger RNA, 679 nt
Organism: Helianthus annuus (common sunflower)
Lineage: Eukaryota; Viridiplantae; Streptophyta; Magnoliopsida; Asterales; Asteraceae
Product: copper methylamine oxidase
Exons: 2
Biological process (GO): amine metabolic process
Molecular function (GO): copper ion binding; quinone binding; primary methylamine oxidase activity
Source: RefSeq, a predicted model, not a curated record
UUUACUGAUUUGUGGUACUUUUAUCAGGAUGGAAAAAUAGAAGCGGAGGUGAAACUAACCGGGAUUUUUAGCUUAGGAGCUUUACAACCUAGUGAAUCUAGAAAAUACGGGACUACAAUUGCACUUGGACUCUAUGCUCCUGUUCAUCAACACUUUUUUGUUGCUAGAAUGGAUAUGUCCUUUGACUGUAAGCCCGGUGAAUCCCACAAUCAGGUGGUUGAGGUGGAUGUUAAAAUUGAAGGACCAGGAGAUGCAAAUGUACACGACAAUGCGUUCUACACUGAAGAAAAACUGUUGAAAUCUGAACUCGAAGCAAUACGUGAUUGUAAUCCUUCAUCUGCCCGACAUUGGAUUAUCAGGAACACAAGAACUUUAAAUCGAACCGGUCAAUUGACCAGCUACAAACGAGUAGCUGGAUCAAACUGUUUACCAUUAGGUGGGGCCGAGGCUAAGUUUUUGAGGAGAGCUGCUUUUUUGAUGCACAAUUUGUGGGUCACACAAUAUGAACCCGAAGAAAUGUUUCCUGGUGGAGAGUUCCCUAAUCAGAAUCCACGUGUCGGUGAAGGAUUGGCUACUUGGGUUAAGAAAAAUCGAUCUCUUGAAGAAACGGAUCUGGUUCUUUGGUAUGAUCCACUGCCCUUUGUCAUUUAUAUUGGAUUAUGACUUGUUUUGUAACUAU